Messenger RNA from Cutaneotrichosporon cavernicola, 618 nucleotides. RefSeq lists its product as uncharacterized. Lineage: Eukaryota; Fungi; Basidiomycota; Tremellomycetes; Trichosporonales; Trichosporonaceae. The transcript has 3 exons. The coding region runs from base 1 to 618 and encodes 205 amino acids. The record is from RefSeq and is a predicted model, not a curated record.
AUGCGCGCCGCCGCUGUCCUCCGGAACGCCGCCAAGGGCGCGGCCACUCCCAAGCCCAUGUCCGCUGAGCCUACACUCUACCACCUUGCCCCAACCGGCUUCUGGAAGAAGUUCCGCGACGCCGUGGUCGUGAACCCCCUCAUCUCGUCCGGUCUCCCUCUCCAGGACCGGAACCGCUACCCUCCUCCCGCCUCGCGUCCGGAGCGCUACGCGACCCCGGCCACUGCCGCGAGCGACGUCGCCUUCAACCAGUACUACAACCGCGACGUGCGCCGCGCGUACCCGAGGACUAGCGUCGUGACCCAGGCCGAGCUCAGUGCGCUCCUCAUUGCCGCGCCCGCCCUCCAGGCGGUCAGCGAAGGCGCAGAGGGCGUCGACACUGCCUCGUCCCACACGGUCCUGGUCACCGCCGCGAACGCACCGGCACUCACUGCUGUCAUCGAGCAGCUGCCGACUGGUCGCUCGUUUGUCGGCGGCGGCCUCGAGACCGCCUCCCGCGAGGGCCUGCCGCCUACCCCGCCUGGAUCGCUGCCGGGCGGUGCCAAGUGGGUCCCCAAGCGGGGGACAGACAUCCCUGUCAACCCCGACACUUAUUUCCCCAUUGAGGGCUUUAACUAG